CUCAUUUUUUCAAAAACACUCCAGAAACUAACGGUCGUCGUUUAGAUCAUGCAACUCGGCACAGCGUCUUCUUCCUUCUCUAUUCCAGUUUUAACCCCCAACAAAUCCCAUAAUUACACCGCGGUACCCUUCACCUUCAACCACCGCGAACCAAAACCCAGAACCUGUUUCCGACCCAUUGGAUUCUCAUCUUCUUCGCCAACCAGAAAUGUCUGGAGGAGAACCCCGCAGCUCAAAACGGCGCCGUCUCCCUCCUCCACGCCGUCGCACCAGAACCGCCGCCCCAGAAACCAGCAAGGUCCGUCGCAUUUGGACCACAGCGUCGACAUGGACGAGCUCUUGUCAUCAAUCGGACAGACCCAGAACGAGCUGGAACUGUACUCUCUAAUGUCGGCCUACAAAGGCCGGCAGCUGUCGAUUCGGUUCAUGGUUUCGCUGCUCUCGCGGGAGUCUGAUUGGCAGCGGUCACUCGCUAUCCUCGAUUGGAUUAACGAGGAAGCUCUGUACACUCCCUCCGUGUUCGCUUACAAUGUUGUGAUACGAAACGUGCUUCGCGCCAAGCAGUGGGAGAUUGCACACGGACUGUUCGACGAAAUGCGCCAGCGAGCGCUGGCACCUGAUAGGUACACUUAUUCGACGCUGAUUACUUCUUUCGGGAAGGCGGGUAUGUUUGAUUCGGCGCUCUCUUGGCUCCAGAAGAUGGAGCAGGACCGUGUGCCCGGCGAUCUUGUUCUGUACAGCAACUUGAUUGAGCUUUCGCGUAAGUUGUGUGAUUAUUCCAAGGCAAUUUCGAUUUUUUCGAGGUUGAAGAGGUCGGGGAUUAUGCCGGACCUUGUGGCUUACAAUUCGAUGAUCAAUGUGUUUGGGAAAGCUAGGUUGUUUAGGGAAGCUCGGCUCCUUAUUAAGGAGAUGAGGGCGGUUGGUGUUUUGCCAGAUACAGUUAGUUAUUCGACGCUUUUGAGCAUGUACAUUGAGAACCAAAAGUUUGUUGAGGCGUUGUCUGUGUUCUCUGAGAUGAACGAGGUUAAGUGUCCGCUUGAUCUCACGACGUGCAAUGUUAUGAUUGAUGUUUACGGGCAGCUCGAUAUGGUUAAGGAAGCUGACAGGUUGUUUUGGGGCAUGAGGAAAAUGGGACUUGAACCCAAUGUUGUUAGUUACAAUACUCUUUUGAGGGUUUAUGGCGAUGCUGAGCUUUUCGGGGAAGCCAUCCAUCUUUUUCGAUUGAUGCAGAGAAUGGAUAUUGAGCAGAACGUUGUCACAUACAAUACGAUGAUCAAGAUUUAUGGGAAGUCACUUGAACACGAAAAAGCUACGAAUCUUGUGCAAGAAAUGCAGCAGAGAGGGGUUCAGCCAAAUGCAAUUACAUACUCAACGAUUAUAUCUAUAUGGGGUAAGGCUGGGAAACUGGAUCGGGCAGCAAUGCUGUUUCAAAAGCUGAGGAGCUCUGGGGUUGAGAUUGAUCAGGUUCUUUAUCAGACCAUGAUUGUGGCUUAUGAGAGAGUAGGCUUGGUUGCUCAUGCUAAGCGUUUACUUCAUGAGCUCAAGCGCCCAGACAAUAUCCCUAGGGAGACUGCAAUUACGAUUCUUGCUAGAGCCGGUCGCAUAGAAGAGGCUACAUGGGUUUUCCGUCAAGCUUUUGAGGCUGGGGAGGUGAAGGAUAUAUCGGUCUUUGGUUGCAUGAUUGAUCUUUUUUCAAGAAACCGGAAGUACGCGAACUGCAUUGAGGUGUUUGAAAAGAUGAGAGUGGCAGGAUACUUUCCUGCUUCCAAUGUGAUUGAUCUAGUUCUCAAUGCUUAUGGAAAGUUACGGGAAUUUGAGAAGGCAGAUGCUGUAUACAGUGAGAUGCAGGAAGAAGGGUGUGUUUUCUCCGACGAAGUUCACUUCCAGAUGCUCAGUCUUUACGGUGCAAGAAAAGAUUUUAAGAUGGUAGAGUCACUAUUUGAGAGGCUGAUCUCUGAUCCCAACAUCAACAAGAAGGAGUUACAUCUCGUUGUUGCCAGCAUCUACGAAAGAUCAAAUAGACUUAACGAUGCAUCCCGGAUCAUGAACAAGAUGAAUGAAAGGCGAAUUAUGACGUCUUGACCCUUCUUAGAAGUCCAUAGCAUGUGUUAAAAAUUUACCCUGUUACUGUUGAAUACGUUGUUCUGCCGGUUAUUCUGUAGAUAUUGUACCGCGUGACCAUGUGUAUAGGCCGCAACACAAUGGAACUACCAGUAUCCAAAUUUUGGACCUGAAAUGCUCGAUCUGUACACAAAUGCAGAAUUGUAAGUCGGUUUUCGCCAAUUUUUAUGUGAAGGAACCAUUAAACCA
Messenger RNA from Pyrus x bretschneideri (Chinese white pear), 2310 nucleotides. Its product is annotated as pentatricopeptide repeat-containing protein At5g39980, chloroplastic. Gene Ontology annotation, molecular function: protein binding. The record is from RefSeq and is a predicted model, not a curated record. The coding region runs from base 49 to 2082 and encodes 677 amino acids. NCBI's taxonomy places the organism in Eukaryota, Viridiplantae, Streptophyta, Magnoliopsida, Rosales, Rosaceae. The transcript has a single exon.